AUGGGUACCUUUUGUGCACAAAGUGCUCUUAAACUUAGAAACAUUGACUAUAUUGUGGAGUAUGACUAUGAUGCUAUACAUGAUGAUGAGUUAACUAUUCGAGUUGGGGAAAUCAUCAGGAACGUGAGAAAACUACAGGAGGAAGGAUGGCUGGAAGGAGAGCUAAACGGGAGGAGAGGAAUGUUCCCUGACAAUUUUGUUAAGGAAAUUAAGAGAGAGACGGAAUCCAAGGAUGACAGUUUGCCCAUCAGGCGGGAAAGGCACGGGGCUGUAGCACAUCUCAUACAACGAAUAAGCACCUAUGGACUUCUACCUGGAGGAAUUCAGCCACUUCCACAAACCAAAAACAUUAAGAAGAAGACCAAGAAGCGUCAGUGUAAAGUUCUCUUUGAAUACAUUCCACAAAAUGAGGAUGAACUGGAGCUUAAAGUGGGAGAUAUUAUUGAUAUUAGUGAAGAGGUAGAAGAAGGCUGGUGGAGUGGAACCCUGAACAACAAGUUGGGACUGUUUCCCUCCAAUUUUGUGAAAGAAUUAGAGGUAACAGAUGAUGUUGAAACUCACGAAGCCCAGGAAGAUUCAGAUACUGUUUUGACUGGGCCUACCUCACCUUUACCCCUCUCUCUGGGGAAUGGGACUGAAACUGCACCUGGAUCAGUUACCCAGCCAAAGAAAAUUCGAGGAAUUGGAUUUGGAGAUAUUUUUAAAGAAGGCUCUGUGAAACUGAGAACAAGAACAUCCAGUAGUGAAACAGAGGAGAAAAAACCAGAGAAGCCUUUAAUCACACAGUCACUAGGAUCCAAAACUCAGAGUGUGGAGAUAACAAAAACAGACACUGAAGGUAAAAUUAAAGCUAAGGAAUACUGUAGAACACUAUUUGCCUAUGAAAGUACUAAUGAAGACGAACUGACUUUUAAAGAGGGGGAGAUAAUACAGUUGAUAAGUAAGGAAACUGGAGAAACUGGCUGGUGGAAGGGUGAAUUGAAUGGUAAAGAAGGUGUAUUUCCAGACAAUUUUGCUGUUCAGAUAAAUGAGCUGGAUAAGGACUUUCCUAAACCAAAGAAACCACCACCACCUGCUAAGGGUCCAAUUUCAAAGCCUGACCUGGGAGGUACCGAGAAGAAGUAUUUUCCCACAAAGCCUGAGGAAAAAGAUGAAAAAUCAAUGCUGGAACAGAAACCUUCUAAACCAGCUGCUCCACAAGUCCCACCCAAGAAGCCUGUUCCACCUACCAAAGCCAAUAAUUUAUUGAGAGCUGGAGCAUUGUACCCAAAAAGACCUGAAAAACCGGUUCCUCCACCACCUCCUAUAACCAAGAUUAAUGGAGAUGUUUCUACCAGUUCAUCAAAAUUUGAAGCUGAGCCAGUAUCAAAACCAAAGCUAGAUUCUGAACAGUUACCACUUAGACCAAAAUCAGUAGACCUAGAUUCAUUUACAGUUAGAAGCUCUAAAGAAACAGAUCUUGUAAAUUUUGAUGACAUAGCUUCCUCAGAAAACUUACUACAUCUCACUGCAAAUAGACCGAAGAUGCCUGGAAGAAGACUGCCUGGCCGCUUCAAUGGCGGACAUUCUCCGACUCACAGCCCAGAAAAAACCUUGAAGUUACCAAAAGAAGAUGACAGUGCCAACCUAAAGCCAUCUGAACACAAGAAGGAUUCUUGCUACUCUCCAAAGCCGCCUGCGCACCUUCCAACACCUUCAAGUACUUCUAAACCAAAUACAGCUACUUUUCUAACUCCAUUAGAAAUCAAAGCUAAGGUCGAAGCAGAAAAUUCCUUGGAUGAACUUAAAGCUCAGAUUGUUGAAUUGCUGUGCGUUGUGGAAGCACUGAGAAAGGACCAUGGGAAAGAACUGGAUAAACUACGAAAAGAUUUGGAAGAAGAGAAGGAAAUGAGAAGUAAUCUCGAGGUGGAAAUAGAGAAGCUGAAAAAAGCAUUCCUGUCUUCCUGA
Messenger RNA from Rangifer tarandus platyrhynchus (Svalbard reindeer), 1947 nucleotides. The record is from the annotation of a GenBank genome assembly. NCBI's taxonomy places the organism in Eukaryota, Metazoa, Chordata, Mammalia, Artiodactyla, Cervidae.